CUGAUCGCGUUUUCCCCUUUUUCUUUGCUGUACACUCACGCGCGUCGAUAUGAAGGGAGAAUUGGACAAGAAUAUGGUGUCCCAGGACGUCGGCAUCGACGCGACCGACCAGGAUGAUUGGGACAUGCAGCGCCUAGGAAAGACCCAACAGUUCAAAAGAAACUUCCGUUUUUACUCGAUCUUAGGUUUCACGACGACAUUGAUGGCCACAUGGGAGUCGAUUCUGCUCACGAGUACCUACGGCCUGACCGAUGGCGGACGAGCCGGUAUGGUCUAUGUAUAUAUUGGAUCGUUUGUGGGAUUUUUCUCCGCCGUGAUCUCCAUGGCCGAGAUCGCCUCCAUCUCCCCAACAUCCGGUGGACAAUACCACUGGGUCAGUGAAUUCGCCUGGCCGAGAUGUCAACGAUUCUUGAGCUAUCUCACCGGAUGGCUUUCGGUGCUAGGCUGGCAAGCUGCUUUUGCUAGUAUUUGCUACCUCUGCGGUACUCUGAUUCAAGGACUACUCGUCUUCAACUACUCGGAUCCCUCCGGUUGGGUGUACGGCUUUGAGCGCUGGCAUGGGACACUGCUGACCAUCGCUAUCGCCGCCGUCGGAACUGUGGUAAAUACCUGGGGCUACAAGAUUCUCCCUCCCAUGGAGGGCCUCAUCCUCGCCAUUCACAUCUUCGGUUUCGUCGUUGUCGUUGUCCUGAUGUGGGUCAUGUCUCCUGGACAGGCCUCUGGGGAUUCUGUCUGGAAGGAGUUCACAAACUCUGGGGAAUGGCCGAGCAUGGGACUCGCGUGUCUGGUGGGUCAGCUGACUCCGAUAUUCUCCUGGACAGGCCCGGAUGCUGCUACACAUAUGGCCGAGGAGGUCCAGAAUGCUGCCUUGGUGGUCCCGUGGUGUAUGGUUUCGACCGCUUUGAUCAACGGCGGUCUCGGCUUCAUUAUGCUAAUUACCUUGCUAUAUAAGAUGGGAGACUUAAAGGAUGUGCUCGCCCCGGCGAGUGGAUUCUCCUUCCUCCCGGCAGUUAAUCAUGCCACCGGCUCCGUGGCUGCCACCAAUGGUGUGGCUGCUAUCAUACUUGUGAUGGAAGUCUGCAGCGCCAUCGGUAUUCUUGCGACAGUCUCUCGCCAGACCUUUGCUUUUGCCCGCGAUGAUGCCUUGCCGUUCUCUAAGCAUCUGGCUCACGUGAACCGACACUCUCAAAUCCCCAUCUGCUCCGUGUUGGUAUCGACCAUUAUUACCGUGCUGCUGAGCUUGAUCAACAUCGGAUCUACGGCCGCGUUCAACGCUGUCGCAUCCGUGAUGAUCGCUGCACUUUUCACCACUUACAUCUUGCCGAUUGCCGCUGUCAUUCGGGUCCGUUUUCAGCCGGGUGGUAUUCCCCCUUCGCGCUUUUCACUCGGUAUCUUCGGGUUGCCGAUCAAUGUCUUCUCACUGGCUUGGCUUUGCUUUGCCAUCAUUUUCACCUUCUUCCCAACUGCCAAUAACCCGACCCCGGUGGAUAUGAAUUGGUCUAUCCUUGUCUUCGGAGCCGUGGUCAUCUUUGCAAUUGUUUUGUACAUUGUGCAUGGCCGCCGAGUAUAUCGUUCACCUGUGACGCAAGUGCGCAAGGUUGAAUAA
This is a messenger RNA of Penicillium samsonianum, 1606 nucleotides long. RefSeq lists its product as uncharacterized. The record is from RefSeq and is a predicted model, not a curated record. Lineage: Eukaryota; Fungi; Ascomycota; Eurotiomycetes; Eurotiales; Aspergillaceae. Bases 50 to 1606 code for a protein of 518 amino acids. The transcript has 6 exons. Gene Ontology annotation, biological process: transmembrane transport. Gene Ontology annotation, cellular component: membrane. Gene Ontology annotation, molecular function: transmembrane transporter activity.